UGCGGCAAAGAAACAGACAACAGACUGACUAUGUGAAGAGCUGUGGUUCUUUUAACAAUGGACUAAAGAAGAAACUCCAUCACUGGACAGAAACAGUGGACCUCCACCAUCUUGCCAUGGAGGGAUCUAUUGCAAAGAAAAAACCAGGAUAUGGGCAUCACAAAAAAGAGAACUCUUUUGGCCACCUGCCAUUGUCCCAUCACUCCGCAGCAGACUGCAGUAGUGAUGAGAUCGUUCAGCCCAGGAAACUGAACGGCUCCUCAGCGGACACACCGAGCUACCAGAAUCUGCACCGGGAGCUGCUGCUCAGCCAUAAACGGGGCCUGCUGCUGGAGGAGAAACCGGAGCUGAAGCGAGUGUUGGAGCAGCGCAGACUGGAGCUGCACAAGGAGGAGGAGAUGGCACGACGGCGGCCUUCAGAUCUGGAGACAGAGCUCCGCAAGAGGCAGCAGAAGCUGCAAGAGUACGAGCAGGAGGAGAUCAGACGGCGGGAGAACCAGCAGAAGAUCCCAGAGUUUGUCCGUGUGAAGGACAACCUGAGGCGCACCCAGAUGUCUGAGCAGUGAGGCCCUAAGGCUCCCAUCAGCCCCCGCAGCAUCUCACCAUAGUGGCCCUAAAUCUUUAUCUUCAUAUGUCUGCUGAGUUACAUAUAAAAAAACAUCACAGAGGCACCUGCUGGCUUCAGAUCACUUGAAGGGUUUAAAAUUGCAUUUGGAAAUAUCAGAAUUUGUGUAAGGAAUCAUACAAACCAGAAAAUACAUAAUCCAUAUUUAGAAAUGUCUUCGUAAAUUUAAUCACCGUUGUGUUUCUGAGGAGGGGGUGGAAGUGCUAAUUUUUUAUUUAUAAUUAUGUGUACCAAUAUUUGUCAAGGGAAAGCUACUACUAUUCAGAGGCUAGAUAUUUUUUAUGUUUUCUAUUUUAAUUAUACUAUCUAUUUUUUUCAAGUCAACUUCUCAUGUUUCUUCAGGGCCACUUCAGUCAAGCCUAAUUCUUAUUUCGAGAGACCACUGUUGUGGGAUUGCUAACAGACACAUUUCUCAACAUAACUGUUUUGUAUCAAUAGAAACCCCCCAGUGUCAUAAAUUUGCAUGUUUGUUUAUCUGUUUCUGUCAUGACUUUUGAUCUUUAGUGUGUCCGUGUGCUGUGGAAA
Messenger RNA from Xiphias gladius (swordfish), 1150 nucleotides. RefSeq lists its product as uncharacterized. NCBI's taxonomy places the organism in Eukaryota, Metazoa, Chordata, Actinopteri, Istiophoriformes, Xiphiidae. The record is from RefSeq and is a predicted model, not a curated record. Bases 117 to 566 code for a protein of 149 amino acids. The transcript has 5 exons.